GGGCCGAGAAGGCUGGGCAUGGAGAAGUCCAAGAGGAACCUGCUCCCGGUUGAAGCGAAGGCACCUCUGCCCGGCCCUGCGCUGCGCUGCCGCGGCCGCCCCCAGGCUGCUCUCGCCGGGCUCGGAGCACGGGAAGAGGCAGAAUAAGGGGAAGCUGCCGCCGGGGCUGUCACCUGCGGGCCCAGGGACGGCGGGCUGCCUCCAUGGGGCGGGCUGGCUGGGGCUUGCCUCGCCUGUGCGUGCGGUGGGCAGCGCUGCUGCUAGCGCUCUGGCCCUGCUGCGCCCACGGGAACUGGCUGUGGCUGGGCAUCGCCUCCUUCGGGGUCCCGGAGAAGCUGGGCUGCGCCGGGCUGCCGCUGAGCGGCCGCCAGAAGGAGCUGUGCAAGAGGAAGCCCCACCUGCUGCCCAGCAUCCGCGAGGGCGCGCGGCUGGGCAUCCAGGAGUGCCGGAGCCAGUUCCGGCACGAGCGCUGGGACUGCCUCCUCCUGCCCCCCGACGCCGCCGCCGCCGCCGCCUUCUCCGUCUUCGGCGCCGAGCUGAGCAGCGGCACCAAGGAAACAGCCUUUAUAUAUGCAGUGACGGCGGCAGGCCUUGUACAUUCAGUGACUCGAUCAUGCAGUGCAGGAAACAUGACUGAGUGCUCCUGUGAUACAAACCUGCAAAACGGUGGCUCAGCCACUGAAGGCUGGCACUGGGGUGGCUGCUCUGAUGACAUCCAUUAUGGAAUGUGGUUUAGCAGAAAGUUCUUAGAUGGGCCUAUUAAGAACAUAACUGGAAAAGACGGGAACGCAUUGAUCUCAAUGAACCUGCACAAUAACGAGGCUGGAAGGCAGGCUGUAGCAAAGCUGUUGUCAGUGGAUUGCCGUUGUCAUGGAGUUUCUGGGUCCUGUGCCGUGAAAACUUGUUGGAAAACUAUGUCUUCAUUUGAAAAGAUUGGCCAGUAUUUAAAGGAUAAAUAUGAAAACAGUAUACAGGUAUCGGACAGACUGAAGAAAAAGCUACGCAGGAAAGAAAAAGCCCAACGGAAAAUACCAAUCCGCAAGGAAGAUCUUCUCUACAUAAACAAGUCACCCAACUACUGUGUAGAGGAUCGCAAACUUGGGAUUCCUGGAACACAGGGAAGGGAAUGCAAUCGCACUUCGGAGGGACCAGAUGGUUGCAACCUCCUCUGCUGUGGCCGUGGUUACAACACUCACGUGGUCAGACAUGUGGAGAGGUGUGAAUGCAAGUUUGUCUGGUGCUGUUAUGUACGCUGCAGAAGAUGUGAGAGCAUGACUGAUGUUCAUACCUGCAAAUGAGACACUCUGCCUCCGAAAACAAAGCAACUCCUUCCUGCUGAACAGGACUCAUUCCUCCCGUGUUGGAAUAACAAGAGGAUCAGUCUCAGUAACAGAGCUCACGGAAUGUAUUGUAUUCCAAACAGUUUGGUUUCUAACUGAAAGAGCAACUCAAGAUAAAUAGUAGCCUGCACAAAAUGAUAAAGUAACAGCAAAAAUGGCCAUGCCUUCUGAGAAGUCCGGGUGGAUAGUGACAUAUUUGAAUAUGUAAUGCCAGAGCUAGUUAGGGGUAUUAAACUUUUCAUCAGCAACAGCCAUAACAAGAUGAUCAAGAAUUGCCUUAACGUUGUCAAUAAAUAUAGUGGAAAAAAGUUAAGAAGAGGUAUUGGCUUUUAAUGGCCACAGGCUGAAAGGAUACUGGACAUGUGAGAGGUGUCAUGGAGUCCUCACUCCCAUCUGUUUAAUAAUGGGAACCAUUCAGGAGCUAGAAUUGCCCAUGUAUGGCUUGUUCCUGCAUGCUGCUGAAAGAAAUGAGGAUGCAAAGCUCUACUGUUGAACGUGCAGUGCUUGAUUAGCCACUGUGCAGAGGGGCAGUCAUGUAGUGUAAAUGUGUUGGUGCUCAGUAAUGUGAGCUGAGUACUUGGGAGAGUGGGGAUAAUGGGUAUAUUUUGGGUGGAGAUGAGGCAUGGCCAGGCCAUCGGUGCUGGAGUUCGUUCUAGUGAAUGCAAAUAGUGUGCACAGUAGCUGCCAUUUUUAGUAUUUUCACAAGGCUAUUACUCAAAUGUGCUUAGAACAACUGAAAGGAGGGCAGCUGUGUAGGAGAGAAUGGUAGCUGAAGGAAACAGACUGCUGCAGCCAGCUCCUCCAGGUCUCAUAUGUGUGUGGGGCACAGUGUUCUUGCCAGCAGGGCCAGCUCCAGACCCCAGUGCGCCAAGCGUGCGCUUGGGGCGGCAUGCCGCGGGGGGCGCUCUGCCUGUCGCUGGGAG
Messenger RNA from Mauremys reevesii (Reeves's turtle), 2263 nucleotides. RefSeq names its product Wnt family member 16 (gene WNT16). Gene Ontology annotation, molecular function: cytokine activity; frizzled binding. The record is from RefSeq and is a predicted model, not a curated record. Lineage: Eukaryota; Metazoa; Chordata; Testudines; Geoemydidae. Bases 204 to 1298 code for a protein of 364 amino acids. Gene Ontology annotation, biological process: canonical Wnt signaling pathway; neuron differentiation; multicellular organism development. Gene Ontology annotation, cellular component: extracellular region. The transcript is spliced from 4 exons.